Molecule: messenger RNA, 676 nt
Organism: Gasterosteus aculeatus aculeatus (three-spined stickleback)
Lineage: Eukaryota; Metazoa; Chordata; Actinopteri; Perciformes; Gasterosteidae
Product: fatty acid-binding protein, brain
Molecular function (GO): lipid binding
Source: RefSeq, a predicted model, not a curated record
GAUAAUAAGGCCGGGAAUAAUAACACGCGGGGGUACUCCUGCUCGCCUCAGUUGUGCUCCGUUACCUCGUAAGCCGCCAUCAUGGUCGACGCCUUCUGCGCCACUUGGAAGCUGGUCGACAGCGACAACUUCGACGAGUACAUGAAAGCUCUGGGCGUGGGCUUUGCCACCCGGCAGGUGGGCAACGUGACCAAGCCGACCGUCAUCAUCAGCCAGGAGGGCGACAAGGUGGUGGUCCGCACCCAGAGCACCUUCAAGAACACGGAGAUCUCCUUCAAGCUGGGGGAGGAGUUCGACGAGACCACCGCCGACGACCGGAACUGCAAAUCCACGGUGACCAUGGAGGGGGACAAGCUGGUCCACGUCCAGAAGUGGGACGGCAAGGAGACCAAGUUCGUCAGGGAGAUCAAGGAUGGCAAGUUGGUCAUGAAUCUGACCUUUGAAGACAUCCACGCGGUGCGCAGCUACGAGAAGGCCUGAGAAGUGCUGAUUUUAUCAUUAUUAUUGACUGUACGCUUCUCUUUGCACUUCAUCCUCCUCGGCAUGAACGCGGCCUGCAGGCUGCACGUGUUUUGUAAUGUUUUUUUUAUACAUAUGAAAACAUUUCCAUCAUUAAGAAUUUAGCGUCUUUGCAACCCUGUGUGAAACAAAAAAAUAAAAAAAAACACAGAGCCAA